GCGGCCUGCAUGCAUAUACUGGAAACAAAUUAAAGAGCCUCAAGGAAGAAACACUAAACUGAGUGGUGACUAGAGACUAGCAAAAGAUCAUACAGUAUACUGUGUACAACACAUGCAAUGCAGAGCAACAACCAACAAGAGCCUCAUCAUGAUGCAAGUACAAGCAAUCGUGCUCAGCACAGUCCUACUAUUAUGCUUGCCAACGUUGUCCAUGUGUGAGUAUCAAGUGAUCAACACUGGUCGAUUCGGAACAGACCGGAAUACAAUUGAGCUAGAAUGCAGAAACAAUGGUGUGGCAUUACAAGGAGCGGUCUUUUGGCUUAAUCGAGUCAGCAGAGAGAAUGAGUUACUAGCAUUGGGAGUUGAUGUGACUGUACGUCCAGAUGGUCGAAUCGUGUUUCAGAUUACAAGAGAACUGGAGGGAACAUUCUUUUGUGGUCAAAACGUAGAAAAUUUCGGUUCAGUUGGACAACAGUUGAUUGCUUAUCCUGACCAAUUCCUAUCACCAAAUUAUGAACGGACUUUCUUUGCCAAGGUUGGCACCACUGCUCGCCUGCAUUGCUCCAUUCUACCCGGGGCACUCAGGGCACAGUACUUUGCAGAUUGGAGAAAUGCCACAAGCUCUAUAGAGGUUGCUAGACUCGAUGGACCACGAGCCUCCUCUCCACUCUCCACCACUCCGGACCCAAGGUUCAUGGUUGAUGAGACGACGUUUGCCCUCAUUAUUGAGUCAGUGAGUCUAUCUGAUGCAGGUAACUACCAGUGUGUGCUCGGUGUGAGGGACCCGGCCGGUCUGCCUCUUAUCUAUCCCCAAACUGAGACACUCAACCUGACACUCGUCGUCUAUCAGGCUCCAAUAAUCACCGAGUCUCCAAAGAACCGCAUCAUUGCUCUUGAUGACAACAGACCGAACCAAAGUGCCACCUUCCAUUGUCAAGCAAGAGGGCAACCAAAACCUGAAAUCAAAUGGCUGCACCACUCACCAGAUAUUGAAGACGAUUUAAACUCAGACACGAUUGGGAAAUACUUAUUACGUACAGAUGCUGUAAGUACGCCAACUGGAGAUUACAUUGUCAGUAGUUGGUUAACUGUUAACACGGUGGAUGCUUUUGAUGCGGGUGAGGUGGUGUGCAGUGUAAUGGCCGAUGAUGAUGAACUACCUACUGAUUUACAGACAGUACAGACAAUGGCUCAACUAGCUGUAAUUGGGAGCUUUAACAGUUUGGACCUACUAAUUUCAACAAAUGGCGACAUCAUAUUUAAACUAAGACUACCUUAUCCUAUUCUGGUUCCUGUGCAACUAUCUAUCAUCUACAUGGACGCUAAUGACAACAGAAAAAUCUUUUCAAAAGUGACUGAAAAUGCGUACAUCGGUACAGACCUAAUCACUCAUUUUGAGCCAAGUUUUCAAGUCCCCACUGAUUUUAACACUGUCAGGAUCAGAAUAGCCCUGCGGUAUCAGAGACUACAAGGACCAUUCAAUGAAUCGCCACUCACAUUCGAUAUCCGACGUCCAAAUUUUUUCAGAGAGGAGGAAACCAGUGUCAAGAGUGUGACUAUCAUCAGUAUAGCUGGAUCAGUCGUUGCGAUCUGUGUAGUCAUCACUGUUUUGGUUGCAGUAUUAACUUGUAUCACAUGUCGAGAAACGACAAAGCGCAAGCUGAAAGCAGCUCAUGAAGAUAAAAACUGCCACAAUUUGGAAAUGAAAGAACGCAAUCUGGAAGAACGCAAUCUGGAAGAACGCAAUCCUCAGCGCACAAUUAAACGGACUAACUCCCUUCCCCACCUUAACAUUGAAAAAUGUGAAGUAUAUCUGCUUCCUCCUGGCACAAGAUCUAAACAAGAUUUCUUGGCACUUUUUCCCCAUAUAGCCAGCAGUUUGUAUAAGGAAAUUUCCUCCCCCUAAUAUACUUCUGUCAUGUCAUAGAUCAUAUAGCUAAUAGCUGCUUAUAAUUAAUAUUGUGCAAGCUACUUGGGUGAUGGGUGAAGUAUUUAUAGACUUAAA
Messenger RNA from Halichondria panicea, 2005 nucleotides. RefSeq lists its product as uncharacterized. Lineage: Eukaryota; Metazoa; Porifera; Demospongiae; Suberitida; Halichondriidae. The record is from RefSeq and is a predicted model, not a curated record. Bases 113 to 1906 code for a protein of 597 amino acids. The transcript has 7 exons.